Messenger RNA from Echinostoma caproni, 504 nucleotides. The record is from the annotation of a GenBank genome assembly. NCBI's taxonomy places the organism in Eukaryota, Metazoa, Platyhelminthes, Trematoda, Plagiorchiida, Echinostomatidae.
AUGAGAACCGUUUCAGAUGUGUUGUUUGCAUCGCUAGAAAACGGUCGGACCGAUGAACGAAAGCAGCGGACAACUAAUACGUCUAUUGUGACCACAGCCAAGUUUCAUCAUCAUCAGCCCGGCUGCCACGAGGGGGAUUAUGUGCCGCAGGUGCCGAGCGUUCGUAACAAACUGGAUGAUAAACUGAACAGUGUGCCGGAUCAUUUAUGCUCGCUUUCGCUACACCGUGACUCUUCCGUGCAUCCGGAUCUGUCGAACGACAGUGUGUUCCAAGACGACGGUCCAGAUCAGUCAAAUCCGGGUGUCAAUCCCUACCAACGCCCCGGUCGAGUGUCCUACGAUAGUCAACCGUCCGACAACCGACAAGCUAUUCCGUCCACAAAUUCAACGGAAUUUUCUCUCAGUGGUUCCGUGAUUGAUACGGCCUCUCAGCCAGAUCUGUGUGAUUCGGAGCUGAAUGAGAAAUCCACCGAAGGUAAGAGUUCUCUUUUGCUCUCUGCUUAA